This is a messenger RNA of Pseudomassariella vexata, 150 nucleotides long. RefSeq lists its product as uncharacterized. Lineage: Eukaryota; Fungi; Ascomycota; Sordariomycetes; Amphisphaeriales; Pseudomassariaceae. The coding region runs from base 1 to 150 and encodes 49 amino acids. The record is from RefSeq and is a predicted model, not a curated record. The transcript has a single exon.
AUGGUCCUGUUUCUCAUUGUCAAGGUCAUGUACAACCUCUUCUUCCACCCUUUGUCACAUUAUCCGGGCCCAUGGCUUGGUCGAGCGACGCGAGUUUACUACUGGUACCACGCGUUGCGCGGCUUGAGCCACUGGGAAGUAAUGGAAUGA